This is a messenger RNA of Hipposideros armiger (great roundleaf bat), 3722 nucleotides long. RefSeq names its product GULP PTB domain containing engulfment adaptor 1 (gene GULP1). The record is from RefSeq and is a predicted model, not a curated record. Bases 663 to 1883 code for a protein of 406 amino acids. The transcript has 14 exons. NCBI's taxonomy places the organism in Eukaryota, Metazoa, Chordata, Mammalia, Chiroptera, Hipposideridae.
GUCCUGGCAGUGUCUCCCCACUAAGCUCGCUUUACUUUCACUUGCAUCAGACAUCUACAUGUGUUAUUUCCAUCUGCAAGCUUGACAAAGUACAAUGCAGUCAACCAGGAAGGAUUUAAUACAUUUAUUUUGGGAUUUUUUUUUUUACUUUUUAAAAAAUGUUGCAGCAACACUUGAGAAUAAAAGUUUUUUCGAGAGAGUUCUAGUUAAGACACCACUUGUUAAUUUCUAGGACUAGUAGGAGAACGCGGUGCUGAUGGGUUUGUGUCUGAUACCAAAUGGUUGAUUAGGUGCUAAAGGGGCGGUAAUGAGACAGAGUGACUAUUCGAGGUCCGAGCUGGAAAUUUCAGAUUUGCAAAUCGCCCGGUUUCUUCUCUGCCAGUCUUGCCCUCCCUUCUCCACAUAAACAAGUAGCCUUGCUAGAAAACCCACCACUUUGGAGAGUGCAGUCUCGGGCGACUACAAGCCUUGCUGGAAACAACUUACAGGCUAAGUUAUAUGUGAUUCCAUCUGAUAUCCAUAAGAGACAAAGUGAUUGAAAGAGAACUUGGAUGGCAGCUGUAUGAUUGAAACUACCCAAAGUCAAGUGUCUGUAUUCUUUCAACUAUAUUUGAGGAUAUAAACUGUGAUCAAAUUGAACAUUUAUUUGGCUGAUCCUCAUCAUGAACCGAGCUUUUAGCAGAAAGAAAGACAAAACAUGGAUGCAUACGCCGGAAGCUUUAUCAAAACACUACAUUCCCUAUAAUGCAAAGUUUCUUGGCAGUACGGAAGUGGAGCAGCCCAAAGGAACAGAAGUUGUGAGAGAUGCUGUAAGGAAACUAAAGUUUGCAAGACAUAUCAAGAAAUCAGAAGGCCAGAAAAUUCCUAAAGUUGAGUUGCAAAUAUCAAUUUAUGGAGUAAAAAUUCUAGAACCUAAAACAAAGGAAGUCCAACACAAUUGCCAGCUUCAUAGAAUAUCAUUUUGUGCAGAUGAUAAAACUGACAAGAGGAUAUUCACUUUCAUAUGCAAAGAUUCUGAGUCAAAUAAACAUUUGUGCUAUGUAUUUGACAGUGAAAAGUGUGCUGAAGAGAUAACUUUAACAAUCGGCCAAGCAUUUGACCUGGCAUACAGGAAAUUUCUAGAAUCUGGAGGAAAAGAUGUUGAAACAAGAAAACAGAUUGCAGGGUUACAGAAAAGAAACUUAGUGUUCUCAUGUGACUUUGCUUCACUUCCUGAUGCUUCUCAUGGGGAUCAGAGCAGCAGAAGCAGCAGAUGCUGGAUUCAAGACUUAGAAACAGAAAAUAUGGAACUUAAAAACAAAGUACAAGAUUUGGAAAGCCAGUUAAGAAUAACCCAGGUAUCAACAUCUCCACUGCUGAACAAAAUGUCUGAUCAUGAGCAACACGGGUUUCAGAGAUGCUUAUCCUCUUUCUGGCGUAGUAGUGAUGAUUCAUCUCCCUGUCUAAAUAUUUCUUCCAUUACUAUCACUCCUGUCAACUCGACUGAUUCCAGACUAUCAUUGGGACUGUUAAUACCACCACCUCCUAAAUGUGGCCUUCCCAAGCCAGUCAGUGAGAGCAGCAUCCCAAGACCUCAUGCAGGCAGUGUGACACCUAAGUCACCCUCCACUGACAUCUUUGAUAUGAUUCCAUUUUCUCCAAUAUCACACCAGUCUUCAAUACCUACUCGCAACGGCACACAACCACCUCCAGUACCUACUAGAUCUACCGAGAUUAAACGGGACCUGUUUGGAGCAGAACCUUUUGACCCAUUUAACUGUGGAGCAGGGGAAUUUCCUCCAGAUAUUCAAUCAAAAUUAGAUGAAAUGCAGGAGGGGUUCAAAAUGGGACUAACUCUUGAAGGCACAGUAUUUUGUCUCGACCCAUUAGACAGCAGGUGCUGAUGUCAAGAACAAGAGGUCCUUAUUCAUGUUAAAUUUAUUUUGUCUACAUAUAGCAUUCAUUAUUACUUUAUGACAGGUAUUAUACAUGUGCCAAUAUAUGUAUAUUUUUAAUAUCUUCAGUUUCUGUAAAUUCUUUUAGUACCACUCAGUGUACUGUAAAGCAUACUUUUAUGUUCCUUUCUCGUUCUGUUGUAGAAGAAUUUGUAAUAGAAAGACAAAUUAUCCAAAUAUCUACCUUGUGUCUGAGUUCUAAAUAGUUAGCUUCUUGAAAUUUGUGUUCAUACUCCAGGCUGCUAGUUUAGUUUUGAUUUUCCAAAAGCCAUACCUUAAUGAUACCUUUCAAAGUCCUAAAGAGAUAUACCAAUGGCAAACUAAAUACUAUAUUCAAACUAAUAAACAUGUUACCAUUCAUUGGACAGAUGUCAUUUUAUGUAUGAAAUCUCGUUCAUAUCAUUAGGAAAAUGUAAACUUUGACUAUAGUGCCACCAGUUUAUUUUUAGCAGGUGAAAUGACAAAAACAUAAAUUUUAAUAAUAAUUAAACCAAAUGUAUUUAGAGUAUUAGUAAAUGCACAGUAAUAAUGUUAGUUAUUAUCAGUUAUACUCUAAAUAUUUUAUUUAUUUCAUAAGUAAAUAUGGUGGGGGCAAAACUGAAAAUUUGCUAUUUACAAAACACAAAAUUUAAUUUCUAAUAAGUUACAUUACUAAACAUAUAACAUUUAAUCUGAUGUUUCCUAAAAAAAGAAAAAUUUGGAAUAUAUACUGUCUAUAACUGCAGUGUCUGUUAACCAUAUUUACUUUACAAAAUAUAUUUUUUUCUCAAAAUAUUGUGAUGCCCCAUUAGUUUUGAUACUUUAAAAUCUAUGGAUACUAUUCUUUAUGAAUCAUCACUAUUAUUGAACAAAUUUAAUUUUUUAUUGUUGUUGAAGUUAGAAUCUCAUUUUUCACAAAAAUCAAGUUGUUGCUCUCUUUAGCCUUUAACAUGAACAAUAAUUUUUACUGAAUGCAACAAAAAUUUAUAGUCAAAAUUUAUAAUUUGGUUCAUCACAUUUUAAAAAGUAAAUUAAUAAAUGUCAACUUAGAUUGGGGGGAAGUCUCAAAACCAGAUUUUUAAAAAAAUUUUAGUCAUGGGAAUUUUCUUCAAGUGCUAAAGGUACAUUUUCACUAAGAGAAGAAAUGAAAUAGCUUAUGCAAUAUUAUAUUUGUAUGUAUCUCCAUAAUGUUCUAUGGUAUAUAUAAGCCUUCUUGUUUGUUUUCUGUUAUCUGCUAAGUUGUACCUUAAUUAGAUGGUAGUAUAUGUUUCAAAAAGAAGAGUCUUUAUAAUUCUGUUUGUCAUAUAGUAUUUUGGAAUUUGUAUAAUGAGGAUGUUUAGAAGCCAUAUCAAUGGCUUUUUUUUAACAGAUAGAAUUUGUAUUUUUAUUGUACUUUAAAAAGCUUUAUGUAAUAGGCAUAUACUUAGUCACCAUUUAUUAUCAAUGGUAACACAAAUAGAGUACUAAGAUGGUAUUUGCACAUGUUACUUUACCAGUUUUUAAUGGUAAUAAAUUCUGCUACUGGCAUGAUUAAAUAGUACAUAAUUAUGAACAUUUAUUUCACCAGUGCAUUUUUAUGAAGAUCCAGUUGAAAAUUGUAUUUCUAUGUAAACUCAAUAAUAUGUUUGAUUUUGCUGAGAAUAAAUGAUUUUAAAUAAAUUGCAUAAUUUACUCAUUAAAUAAUCUUUAAUUAAUUUAGACACAUUCUGAAGCUAAUUACAUGCCAGACUUUUCUGGUCAUAAAUUGGAGCCAAAAGGGCCGGCCGAGUGGCUCAGUUGGUUAAGAGCUCGCUCAAGAGUUUGAGCUCU